AUGAGGCCCGCUCUUCUUUCGAUCAUCGCCGCCGCGGUCGGCAUCAGCGCCGCGCCGCUCGAGUCACGCGCCGUGAUUAACUCGGACGCCGUGGUCGGAUUCCCCCAGACUGUUCCCAGCAACGUCUACGGCGACAACUACCUCCGUUUCAAGCCGUGGCUCAAGGUUGUCAACGGCUGCGUCCCGUUCCCAGCGGUCGAUGCGGCGGGCAACACUGGAGGCGGCCUCAAACCCACUGGUGCUUCCAACGGCGGCUGCUCCAAGAGCACAGGCCAGGUCUACGCCCGCGGCGGCGCCUACAACGGGCGCUACGCGAUCAUGUACUCGUGGUACAUGCCCAAGGACUCGCCCUCGUCGGGGCUCGGCCACCGGCACGACUGGGAGUGCGCCAUCGUGUGGCUCGACGACGGCGCCAAGGCGGAUCCCACCAUCGUGGCGCUGUCGGCCUCGGGCCACGGCAAGUUCGACACCAUCACCGGCGGCUUCGAGCUCGACGGCACGCGGCCCAAGAUCCGGUACUUCAGCGACUGGCCCCUCGACCACCGGCUGGGCUUCACGUCGACCCAGGGCGGCGAGCAGCCGCUCAUCGCCUGGGAGUCGAUGACGGACGCGGCGAGGACGGCGCUGACCAACACCGACUUUGGGGCUGCGAAUGUGCCGUUCAAGGACCCCAACUUUAUGGACAACUUGGCCAAAGCGUCGCCAUGA
Messenger RNA from Thyridium curvatum, 708 nucleotides. RefSeq lists its product as uncharacterized. The record is from RefSeq and is a predicted model, not a curated record. The transcript is spliced from 2 exons. The coding region runs from base 1 to 708 and encodes 235 amino acids. Lineage: Eukaryota; Fungi; Ascomycota; Sordariomycetes; Thyridiales; Thyridiaceae.